AAUUUCGAUUUGUUUAUGAAUGGUUCGACAGUUCGUUUCUUUGAAAUACGAACUUGAUUUUGCCCGUUCGCGCUCUAAACAAAAAACCUUCUCACAUGCCUACAUUCAGGCGUAAAUGGCUUAAUUUCGCGCCACACUGCACAGUGGGAGCGAAAUGUUGCCGGCGCCUCAAUGUAGGCAAUUUGUUCGACGCACGAUCAAGCAUUGUUUUGAAGCGGCAAACAGGAAUGUACAGGAAUGAUAAUCGCUCGCUUAAAACGGUGUCGUGCAGGUGCUCGUACGAUCGCAAGGAGCUCAUUCGAUCGAUUUCCCUUCAACAAGCAACACCGAAAGUGGCAAGGACGAUAGAAGAAAUGUUCUCCCGACUCGAGAGCUGGUUAGCUAAGCAGCGGGCAAAGUGCAAUAACUUCUCGUGGAGCCAUUGUGCACGACCGGACAGGGCAGCGUCUGCUGAGUUUUCGUUCACCGGAUACCGAAAUUGGACACCCGAAGCACGUCACAACAGCUUACCCAGGCGCCAAUUUACAAAUUUCUUGUCGGAACGAAAUAUAAGCGAAGAAGGGGAACAAACAAUGUUGAAAAAAUUGCUCAAAGAACAUGGCCUGUACAACAAACACCAGACAAUUCAUCAGCGUCGUCGAUUGAAAUAUCUGCUUGAGCUGGAACAGCGUACACUAUCACCUCACGACGAUACUGCGCUCAUGUCCGGCAGCCUAAUAGCUUCGGCCAACAAUAACCGGACCUGCCCGAUUGAGGUUCAUUCGAUGCCAUUUCAUUGUCCCCGACUGGUAACAGGUGAUGCGACGUGCUGUGCCACCUCAACCGCCGGUUCACCGAAAAAGGUCCGCCGAGUUGCUUCCUUACCGUCUCUCGCGUCAACGAAGGAUAGCAAUCCUCGGCCGGAAAAUCCAGUCAACGCUUCACAUCCAACCAUCGCACGGGAAGCGCAGGAACGAGAUAAGUCCAAAUGCCUGAAGACUAUUUCAUGGAAAAAUUCAGCAUCCAGCGACACUCCAUCCACCAUCGAGACGGCUGUAUAGCG
This is a messenger RNA of Anopheles merus, 1042 nucleotides long. RefSeq lists its product as uncharacterized. Bases 96 to 1040 code for a protein of 314 amino acids. The transcript is spliced from 3 exons. The record is from RefSeq and is a predicted model, not a curated record. NCBI's taxonomy places the organism in Eukaryota, Metazoa, Arthropoda, Insecta, Diptera, Culicidae.